AUGUCAGAAGAUUUAGCACCACCGCGAUGGGCCGUCGAGCUCAACUCGCCGCCUGUACCAAGAACCAAGGCCACGAUUCCAGACCCUCCAGGAUAUACAGCAGCAUCUUCGGGAAACAAGAAACAAAUUGCCUCCUCGAAAACUCCUGCUCGCACAGCACCCACGACCGAAGAAAUGGACACCUUAAAGCUGAAGAAGGCGUGGGAAGUUGCGCUUGCACCAGUCAAACAAUUACCAAUGACCGCGAUCAUGAUGUACAUGUCCGGAAACUCCUUACAGAUCUUCAGUAUCAUGAUGGUGGUUAUGGCAUUCAAAAAUCCUAUCAUGGGACUGGUUGCGACGAAUCAGGCAUUUGAGAAGUUCGAUAGCGAUGGUACAAGAGCGGCGCUAUUGGGCGUUAAAGCGGUAUAUGUCGCGAUGCAGGUUCUGGCGUUGGCUCUGGGAGUUUGGAAAGUUAAUGGGAUGGGACUCUUACCGACUACGAGAUCAGAUUGGCUGGCCUGGGAGACUGCAAGAGAUGCGAUCGAAACUGCUAUUCCGGCUUUUUGA
Molecule: messenger RNA, 549 nt
Organism: Glarea lozoyensis ATCC 20868
Lineage: Eukaryota; Fungi; Ascomycota; Leotiomycetes; Helotiales; Helotiaceae
Exons: 3
Coding region: 1-549 (182 amino acids)
Biological process (GO): protein folding in endoplasmic reticulum
Cellular component (GO): EMC complex
Source: RefSeq, a predicted model, not a curated record